AUGCCUCGUUAAUAGAGAGAACAGGUCCAAUCUCCAUUUAUUGAUUCAAUCCUUCGGUCUUCUCUCCCAAGUCUCAGCCUUCAUCAACUAUCUUCUUCUUCGUCCUUCUUCUCCUUCUUCAAGACUCAGCACACAGAUAUGGAAUACUUACCGUUAGAGCUCACGAUAAUUUCCGCUAAAGAUCUUAAAGAUGUCAACCUUUUCUCCAAGAUGGACGUUUACGCCGUCGUUUCGAUUUCCGGCGACGCCUACCAGAACCAGAAGGCCAAGACCCCCGUUGACAGAGACGGUGGCACCAGCCCCACCUGGAAUUUCCCCAUGAAAUUCAACGUCAACGAAUCGGCGGCGCGCCAGAACCGUCUCUCCAUCGAAAUCAAGCUCAAAUCUGAGCGUUCCAUGGCCGGCGACAAGGACAUCGGUGUCGUUCACGUCCCAGUCAAAGAGCUUCUGGAUAACACCGGCGAUGGCAAGUCGGCGCAGUUCGUCAGCUACCAGGUUAGGAAGCCCUCAGGGAAACCCAAGGGAUCGUUGAAUUUCUCUUACAAAUUUGGGGAAAAGGUCACCGCUCCGGUCGCUGCGCCGGCCGGGAAGGCGUAUCCGGAGGGAGUUUCAAAGGGUGAGCCAGUGAUGGCGUAUCCUCCCUCAGCGGCGGGAUCCAGCUCGGCACCGGCAUAUGGCGCGCCAUACCCUCCACCGCAUGGAGCAUAUCCUCCUCCGCCGCCACAGUACGCAGCUGGUUACGGGUACCCGCCACCUCCACACCAGGGAGGGUAUCCACCGGCAUAUGGUGGGUACCCGCCCGCACAACCGGGCUACGGGUACCCGCCGGUUCAGAAACCGGCGAAGAAGAACAAAUUUGGGAUGGGUUUGGGAGCCGGGUUGUUGGGUGGAGCUCUCGGCGGUUUGCUGAUCGGAGAUAUGGUCUCCGAUGCUGCUGAUUACGAUGCUGGGUAUGAUGCAGGCUUUGAUGAUGCUGGUGGAUUUGAUUUCUGAUCACCUUUUUCUUCCCCCCUCCUGUGGGUUGUAAUUUUGAAGUAGUUGUAAUGUUUUAACUGAUAAUCUGCAUCAUGUUUAGCUCCUUUGAAUGUGUAUAAAUCAUUUUGGAUUUUGAAGUGUUGCGAAUAGUCCUAUGAAUAUGGGGCGUUUAAUUGCGAAAUAUAAGAACUUUGAGUCAGUAUACAUGAAACGCAUGCUUAUAAGUAUUAUUAAUUCA
This is a messenger RNA of Neltuma alba, 1213 nucleotides long. RefSeq names its product protein SRC2-like. Lineage: Eukaryota; Viridiplantae; Streptophyta; Magnoliopsida; Fabales; Fabaceae. The transcript has a single exon. The coding region runs from base 139 to 993 and encodes 284 amino acids. The record is from RefSeq and is a predicted model, not a curated record. Gene Ontology annotation, biological process: defense response.